AUGACUCCCCGGGAGCACAUGAGGAAGAUGUCCAUGCUGGGGGAGCAGGGAUCACUGGAGGAAAAGCACCUGUACCGGCUGGCAGGCGGCAUGGCAGCAGGAGAGCUGCGGCAGCGGCAGGAGAUGCUGAUGAGGAACCAGCUGAUGGCAGUAAACCCGCAGCUGAUGGGGCCGGGCCAGCAGAGGAUGCAGGCGAUCCCCGCCCAGUUUGAGCCGCGGCUGGUGGACAGAGAUCUGCUACCUUCAACUGAAAUGAUGGCUUCAGGUGACCCCAGACAAAUCCACAUAGCAUCCCACCUGGGACCCACAGUCCCGCAGCACCCCAACAUGCCAAACCUGCUGUCCAACCGUGUCUACCCAGGCCCAGGAUACAGCUUUCUGCAACAAGAAUCCAUGGAAGCUGUGGCCAGAAGACAAGAACUGGUUCAGAAGCAAAAUAUUGCCAGAAUGGAAAUGGAGAUGAGUGCUAUCUUUCAGCAAAAGGAAAUGGAGAAAGCCCAUCGGAAAGGACUCCUGGGCCUGGAAGCCCCUUUCCUUUACCAUGGGAUGCCAGCGAGUCCCAUGGCUUUCCGUGGCAGACACAGACUCCCUGAAGGGCACCUUGCCAACGACCUGUAUGUCCAUCGUACCACCCUGGAUGAGAUCCAUGGCAACACCAUGCUCAUGGCAAGCAGCCCGUACCCGCCAGUCAGCACCCUGCAAAGGGAGAGGGGGCGUCGCCCAGGGAGGAGAGCUGGAAAUCACAAAACUGCCGAGGGCAGCGCCAACGGCACAAAGAACCAGGCUGAUGACAAAUCCACAGACUCUGCCUCAGCUGCAAUGGAAGAUGAGAAAGAAGACAAGAAGGAAGUAGAGGUGGAGGCACCAAACAAACAUGAGCAGAGCAAAAACCAGCCUGAGCCAGCUGCAGUUGCCAAGAACUGCAAAGAGUUUGAACAAGGCUUGAGAAAAAACUGUGCUACUCACGAAAUUCCUACCGAAACGACCAGCUGCAGCAACACAAAUGAGAAGGAAGCCAACAGCUCCUGUGCUGCUUUUGAUGACAAGUACCUGUACCCUUCUGCAAUCCCAUUCUCAGCUUUACCAUAUGGAUUUCCAGUGCCCAACAACCCAUUGCUACCUUCAGGAGCCCAUGGCCUGAUCCUGAAUGGAGAAGACCUUUCUUCUGUCGAAGACAUUCGCAAGUGGACAGUUGAUGAUGUGCACAACUUCAUUGUCAGCCUCCCAGGCUGCUCAGAUUAUGCCCAGAUAUUUAAAGACCAUGCUAUUGAUGGAGAAACCCUUCCACUGCUAACAGAGGAACAUCUCCUGGAUACAAUGGGAUUAAAACUUGGACCAGCAUUAAAAAUCCGCUCUCAGGUGUCCAGACGUCUGGGUAAUGUGUUCUACAUGAUGAAUGUCCCUCUGUCCGUGCCCCUGCCUCCUGCUCCAGGAAAACCCUCAGAGCAGCCCUCUGACAUGGCCUCCCCUCUGCACUGCAACAGCAGCGGUGACACCCUGGACAGUCCCUGCUCCCAGGACCCAGAAACUUCCCAAGCAGUGGAACAGAUGGUUUCAGAAAGCAGGGAAAAUCCAUGUGACACAGCUGGAUCCCAGGCUGACUUCCAGAUGAUUGCUUUCCAGAAAAGCUGA
Molecule: messenger RNA, 1632 nt
Organism: Onychostruthus taczanowskii (white-rumped snowfinch)
Lineage: Eukaryota; Metazoa; Chordata; Aves; Passeriformes; Passeridae
Gene: SAMD7
Product: sterile alpha motif domain containing 7
Exons: 8
Coding region: 1-1632 (543 amino acids)
Molecular function (GO): protein binding
Source: RefSeq, a predicted model, not a curated record